Molecule: messenger RNA, 2757 nt
Organism: Lotus japonicus
Lineage: Eukaryota; Viridiplantae; Streptophyta; Magnoliopsida; Fabales; Fabaceae
Product: probable L-type lectin-domain containing receptor kinase S.5
Exons: 2
Coding region: 228-2321 (697 amino acids)
Biological process (GO): protein phosphorylation
Cellular component (GO): plasma membrane
Molecular function (GO): ATP binding; carbohydrate binding; protein kinase activity
Source: RefSeq, a predicted model, not a curated record
AACCCAUUGCUAAGGGUGUCAAGUGGAGUUGGAUUAUGGAUUUGAAUACUAUAAUCUCUUAGCAAAAACACCAACUUCAAUAUUGGAAACUUCGUAGAAAACAAAGACAAAGCAAACAACUUAUUAGUACAAGUUACUGCUACCACUACACACAACACCUCCUCUCCACAUUUUGAUUUUCUGAGAAGAAACAGAUUUAUCCAACACAAACGUUGUUGUUCUUCGCGAUGUUUCUUCUUCUACUUUUUCCUACACUCAAGCGUCUCAGCCGCCGGAAUUUCCUCACCGCCGCCGCCGCCGUCAUUCUGCUACUCUUCCCGGCAGCAAGCUCCGCCGCACCCUUGACUCACGUUCUGGGUCCCUUCAACCUCACCAACUUCAACUUAUUCAACGUGGUGUCCAACGCGACGGUCAACCAAGGCGCACUCCAGAUCACGCCGGACACCGCCGGCAGCAACUCGGUGGUCAGCCUCCCCAACAACUCCGGCAGAGUGCUCUUGAAGGAACCGUUCACUCUCUGGGAAGAUGGCAAAAACGGGAAGCUCGCUUCCUUCAACACUUCCUUCCUCAUCAACAUCUUCCGCGUCAACAAUGCCACUCCCGGCGAAGGCCUCGCCUUCCUCAUCGCCCCUGACACCACCAUCCCUGCCAACAGCUACGGCCGUUACCUCGGCCUCACCAACGCCUCCACCGACGGAAACUCCUCCAACCGCUUCAUCGCCGUCGAGCUCGACACCGUGAAGCAGAGGUUCGACCCCGACGAUAACCACCUCGGGCUUGACAUCAACAGCGUCGUCUCCAACAUCACCGUCCCCCUGACCCCGCUCGGUUUCCAGAUCGCUCCAAACGGGACUCAAUUCUUCGUAGUCUGGAUCCAAUACGACGGUGGCCGGAGGCGGAUUGAAGUCUACAUGGCGGAGCAGCCGUCGCCGUAUGUUCCGGUGGUGGCGAAGCCGUUAAAGCCGUUGUUGAAUUCGACUCUUGAUCUGAAAGCUAUAGUGAACCAGAAAUCCUACUUCGGAUUCUCUGCUUCAACAGGGGUCACCAUUGAAUUGAACUGUGUACUGAGAUGGAACGUUUCGAUUGAUGAUUUCAAAAAGAGUGAUGGUGGAAACGGGUUGAAAAUCGGUUUGGGUGUUGGGUUAGGUUUAGGGUUUGUGAUUGUGGCGGUUAUUGGUGGAUUACUGUGGUGGAUUAGGUUGAAGAAGAAGAGGGAAGAUGGGUCUAAUUCUCAGAUUCUGGGGACUCUGAAGAGUCUUCCGGGGACGCCGAGAGAGUUCAGUUAUGUCGAAUUGAAGAAGGCGACGAACAAUUUCGACGAGAAGCAUAAGCUUGGACAAGGCGGUUAUGGCGUUGUUUACCGAGGAAUGUUGCCGAAGGAGAAGCUGGAAGUCGCGGUGAAGAUGUUUUCCAGGGAUAAGAUGAAGAGUACUGAUGAUUUCUUGUCUGAACUCAUCAUCAUCAAUCGUCUCCGGCAUAAGCAUUUAGUCCGGUUACAAGGGUGGUGUCACAAAAAUGGUGUAUUGCUCUUAGUGUACGAUUACAUGCCCAAUGGAAGCUUGGACAGCCACAUUUUCUGUGAGGAAGGAGGGACCAUCACGACCCCGCUAAGCUGGCCCUUAAGGUACAAGAUCAUAUCAGGGGUGGCUUCUGCAUUAAACUACCUGCACAAUGAGUAUGAUCAGAAAGUGGUCCACAGGGACCUCAAGGCCAGCAACAUCAUGCUGGAUUCCGAAUUCAACGCAAAAUUAGGCGACUUCGGCUUGGCCCGAGCACUCGAGAAUGAGAAAAUCUCAUACACAGAGCUCGAAGGUGUGCACGGCACCAUGGGAUACAUUGCGCCUGAGUGCUUCCACACAGGAAAAGCAACAAGGGAGUCAGACGUUUAUGGCUUCGGAGCUGUGCUCUUAGAAGUAGCAUGUGGUCAGAGGCCAUGGACAAAGAUUGAAGGGUACCAGUUUCUGGUGGAUUGGGUGUGGCACUUGCACCGCGAAGGAAGGAUAUUGGAGGCGGUGGAUCCAAGACUUGGGGAUGAGUAUGAUGCGGAAGAGGCAGAGAGGAUAUUGAAAUUAGGGCUAGCAUGCUCUCAUCCUAUGGCUGGUGAUAGACCUCAAAUGCAAGCAAUUGUUCAGAUCUUAUCUGGGUCAGUGCCUGUGCCUCAUGUCCCUCCAUUCAAGCCAUCUUUUGUGUGGCCUGCUGUGGAUCUUGCGAGCCUUGCAAGUACCUUUACUACAAUGACUACUGAGUACACACCUAUGAAAGGUGACACACAAUCUUCUUCAGGGCAUGUUGAGUACUUUGGCGACAGCUCUCCAGUCUAAUAGCGUGUUUGGAUCAACUUUACUUUCUUUGAAAUCAAUUCUGAAAUUCAUAAGCUACUCACAUCAGCCUUUUCCUAGAACUGAUCCUGAUUUGAAAUCAAUUGUGCAAGAAUUUCCAAACACGCACUAAGAUUUCUUUUGCCAGCCUGCCUUUCCACCACUCAUUCCAAUUCAUUUUCUUCUAAAGGGAAACUUCUUUUUGUUUCUUUUCUGUCUGCAUCUUGGCCUGCCCUUCUCUUCUCCCAGUUAAAUUUUCUUCCUCCCAAGAACUGGAAGAAAUUUUCUGUAGACUUUUUACCUUUUUUUUCAAUUUUAAUUUGACUUGAUUUAUAAGUAUAGAUUUUGUUUUCUUCAAAUUUUUAUUGGAAAGAAAUGGAAUCAGUGUGUCUAUGUAUAAAUUUUGACGAAAUAUGUAAGUUUCAUCUUUGUGUUUGCA